GGCUGGAGAAACAGGAGGUGAGUUUAAUAGCAGGAAAGAUGGGAGCCCGAGGCUCACAGGUCAUCCUGCCUUCUGGAUCCAGGCCAGGCAGCCCUACGGAUGCCAAGAAUGGUUCCUGCCCCCAAUUCCUUUAGUCCGCAAGGUGUCAGAGGAGCUGGCGACUUUGAGCAGCUUCCUGAUGACGUUGUUAUCUCAGCCAACAUCGCUGACAUUGAGGAGAAGAGAGGCUUCACCAGCUACUUUGUCUUCGUCAUCGAGGUCAAGACCAAAGGGGGCUCCAAGUACCUCAUCUACCGCCGCUACCGCCAGUUCUAUGCCCUGCAGAGCAAGCUGGAGGAGCGGUUUGGGCCAGACAAUAAGCUGAACCCCCUCAGCUGCACCCUGCCCACACUACCAGCCAAAGUCUACGUGGGCGUGAAGCAGGAGAUCGCAGAGGCUCGUAUCCCUGCCCUCAACGCCUACAUGAAGCACCUGCUCGGCCUGCCUGUCUGGGUGCUGAUGGAUGAGGACGUCCGGAUCUUCUUCUACCAGUCGACCUACGACUCAGAGCAGGUGCCCCACGCCCUCCGCCGGCUUCGCCCCCACACCCGGAAAGUCAAGAAUGAGACCCCUCAAAAUGCAAGCUUGGACCGCCUGGCAGCUCCACGAGCAGAGGCUCUGUUUGACUUCACUGGGAACAGCAAGCUGGAGCUGAAUUUCAAAGUUGGGGAUGUCAUCUUCCUUCUCAGUAGGAUCAAUAAAGACUGGCUGGAGGGCACCGUGCGGGGAACCACAGGUAUCUUCCCACUGUCUUUUGUGAAGAUCCUUAAGGACUUCCCAGAGGAAGAUGACCCCACCAACUGGCUUCGCUGCUACUACUAUGAGGACACCAUCAGCACAAUCAAGGACAUUGCGGUGGAGGAAGACCUCAGCAGCACCCCCCUCUACAAGGACCUGAUGCGGCUCAUGAGGCAUGAGUUCCAGCGGGAGGACAUUGCCUUGAACUACCGGGACGCUGAGGGAGACCUGAUCCGCCUGCUGUCGGAUGAAGACGUGGGGCUCAUGGUGAGGCGGGCCAAGAGUCUACCCACACGGAAGCGGUUGUUCUCCUGGAAGCUGCACAUCACCCUGAAGGACAACUAUAAAGUCUACAACACUGUCCCCUGAGUCCCCAAGGUCCUGGCCAGUGAGGAGAUACUGGAAAGAAACUGGAGCCCUCAGAGGCAAGCAGGGUCCAGAAAGGCUGGACAGACUUCCUGGGCUUGUCCUCUCUCUGUCUGUACACUUGUUCUCUGAAUUAAAUAAAUGGCUCCAUUCCAA
Erinaceus europaeus (western European hedgehog) is the source of this 1299-nucleotide messenger RNA. It is a transcript of the gene NCF4, whose product is annotated as neutrophil cytosolic factor 4. Gene Ontology annotation, molecular function: superoxide-generating NADPH oxidase activator activity; phosphatidylinositol binding; protein binding. NCBI's taxonomy places the organism in Eukaryota, Metazoa, Chordata, Mammalia, Eulipotyphla, Erinaceidae. Gene Ontology annotation, biological process: phagocytosis; respiratory burst; superoxide anion generation. Gene Ontology annotation, cellular component: NADPH oxidase complex. The transcript has 11 exons. Bases 100 to 1146 code for a protein of 348 amino acids. The record is from RefSeq and is a predicted model, not a curated record.